Messenger RNA from Peromyscus maniculatus bairdii (prairie deer mouse), 1903 nucleotides. NCBI's taxonomy places the organism in Eukaryota, Metazoa, Chordata, Mammalia, Rodentia, Cricetidae. The record is from RefSeq and is a predicted model, not a curated record.
UAUUUUAGGUCCAAAUUCCUGCUUACACAAGUUCCACAUCUUUUCUUUCCUGUCCAUGACACAGAGCUAUGCUGCCGACCAUGACACUGGAAAGACUUCCUGGCUGGCUGAAUGCUGUGACCUGUGGGCUCCUGCUUCUCUUCCUACAUGUGCAAGGCCAGGACUCAACCAGCCCCAUCAGGAACACACACACUGGCCAGGUUAGAGGAAGCCUCGUCCAUGUGAAGGGCACCACAAUUGGUGUCCAUACUUUCCUGGGAAUUCCCUUUGCCAAGCCACCUGUAGGACCUCUGCGAUUUGCACCCCCUGAGGCCCCUGAACCAUGGAGUGGUGUGAGAGAUGGGACCUCCUACCCAGCCAUGUGUCUACAAAGUGAUAUGAUGGAUUCAGAGGGUCUGAAGAUGCUGAAACUCAUCAUGCCUCCCAUUUCUAUGUCUGAGGACUGCUUGUAUCUCAACAUCUACACACCAACCCAUGCCCAUGAAGGCUCUAACCUGCCUGUAAUGGUGUGGAUCCAUGGUGGUGCUCUGGUAGUAGGCAUGGCUUCCAUGUAUGAUGGAUCUACGCUAGCAGCCACUGAGGAUGUGGUGGUGGUCAAUAUCCAGUACCGUCUAGGUGUCCUGGGCUUCUUCAGCACUGGAGACCAACAUGCCAGAGGCAACUGGGGCUACCUGGACCAAGUGGCUGCCCUACGCUGGGUCCAGCAGAACAUCGCCCACUUUGGAGGCAACCCUGACCAGGUCACCAUUUUUGGCGAGUCUGCAGGUGGCACAAGUGUGUCUUCACAUGUUGUGUCCCCCAUGUCCAAAGGACUCUUCCAUGGUGCCAUCAUGGAGAGUGGAGUGGCCAUAUUGCCUGAUCUCAUCUCCAACUCCUCUGAGGAGGUUUAUCAAAUGGUGGUACAUCUAUCUGAUUGUGCAGCUGUGAACACAGAGACUCUGGUGCGCUGUCUACGAGGCAAAGAUGAAGCGGAGAUUCUGGCUAUUAACAAGGUCUUCAAGGUCAUCCCUGCUGUGGUAGAUGGGGAGUUCUUUCCCAGGCACCCUAAGGAGCUGUUGGCCUCUGCUGAUUUUCACCCUGUCCCCAGCAUCAUUGGUGUCAACAAUAAUGAAUAUGGCUGGCUUCUCCCUAUGAUCAUGGGCUCUGCUCAGAAAAUAAAGGAAAUAACCAGAAGGACCCUGCCUGCUGUUCUAAAGAGCACAGCAGCACAGAUGGUAAGAAUCUCAGGGCAUUGUCAUAACUGCAAAACAGUUCUAGGCCAAGUGCUGCCAUGUCACCACAUGUCCUUACAUCCAGGUUCCCAUGCUCCUGUCUACUUCUAUGAGUUCCAGCAUCCACCCAGCUUCUUCAAGGAUAUGAGGCCACCAUAUGUGAAGGCUGACCAUGGUGAUGAGAUUCUCUUUGUCCUUGGGUCCUUCUUCUGGGGCAUGAAAUUUGACCUCACUGAGGAGGAAGAGCUACUCAACAGGAGGAUGAUGAAGUACUGGGCCAACUUUGCAAGACAUGGGAACCCCAACAGCGAGGGUCUACCCUACUGGCCCAUGUUGGACCAUGAUGAGCAGUACCUGCAGCUGGAUAUCAAGCCUGCUGUGGGCCAAGCCCUGAAGGCCAGAAGGCUGCAGUUCUGGACAAAAACUCUACCUCAGAAGAUCCAGGAGCUAAAGGGGGCUCAGAAGAGGCACAAAGAGUUGUAGUGCCCUGUGUGAAGAGGCAUGUGUGAUCAUGGAGGGUGGGUUCUGUCUGAGGUUUGUAAAUUCUUUUCGUCCUAACAUUCACAUAAGCAUUCCUAACAUAUGCAGUUACCCAUUUUACCAAUGUGUAUGAUAAGCCCUCUACAUGCUACAGCUUCACAAAACACUACCAAUCUUCUGUUAGAUCCACUCAAUAAAAGUUCUUAUGACUA